AUCCCCGUCACCUUCAGUUGAUGAGCCUGUAGACCUGGAGAGAUAGACGCUCCGCCACACCAUCUCCGAGCUCUGUAACUCACUUAAAGCCCUUGUGGAGUGCGAGAUGAGCUCACCGAGCAACUAUCAUGCGCGAUUGCAAUUUGAAAAGACGAACAGUUAUGCGAGGGUUUACGUUUCAAAGGAUGAGUCGACACUUCCAUCUUUAGAAAAGCACGAACUCCAACAGGCGAUGCAGCAUAGGAUUUCUAGCUCCAUCCUACCCGUCAAUACCAGGCCAGUUUGCCCACCACUCGAGCUGUGCGGCCUUCACGAGACUGAAAAGAGCUCUGUAACCGAGGCUCUAGAGAUGAAAAGUUGGGCGUCUCGUCACCCCUUCUCCGACCUCGAACCAGCAGACCUAUUAAUAUUAACGCCAUACUACCUACCCUACUACCUCGGUGGGAUCGAUCCUUGGCGGGAGAGCCUUAGGGUGUUCCCCCCAGGCUAUCCUGACGAGGAUCUCAAGAACACGAUUAAGAAAACUAUUCAAACCUACGAAAUUCAGCUUAAUCUACUAGAGCAGCAGAAUAAGAAACGCCUGGUGAUGGCGCGACAGGAGCAGGGCGAAGUGUUCCGUGCUAGUAAUGCCUAGCCUGUGGCCUUAUAGGAGCAGCACCAGGAGUACGCUAUACAGCAGGAUUCUAUGAACAAGGCUGUGAAUUCAAGGGUUAGGACGAGCAGAAAAGAGAAAAACGGAAGGCAAAAAGUAGACACAGGAAGCAGAAACGGAGAC
Pseudogymnoascus verrucosus is the source of this 775-nucleotide messenger RNA. RefSeq lists its product as uncharacterized. The transcript is spliced from 2 exons. The record is from RefSeq and is a predicted model, not a curated record. NCBI's taxonomy places the organism in Eukaryota, Fungi, Ascomycota, Leotiomycetes, Thelebolales, Thelebolaceae. The coding region runs from base 107 to 634 and encodes 175 amino acids.